AUGCAACUGCUGUUGUCAUGGCCGAAGAGACUCAUUCAACAAGGAUGGCGUCCUAGACGAAGAUGGCUUUCGACGGUGCUAAAACGAACCGACUUCCAAGCUGUUGAUGCGAAAUGGCAAGCUAUAUGGCAGGAUCGUAGUCCUUCUACCUUGCACAGUGAACAUGAGAAGAGAGAGAAAAAAUAUGUCCUACCCAUGUUUGCCUACCCAUCGGGGUCCCUCCACAUGGGUCACUUGCGAGUGUACACAAUCUCUGAUGUCCUUGCACGAUUCAUGCGAAUGGAGGGCUACGAUGUCCUGCAUCCUACAGGCUGGGAUGCCUUCGGCUUGCCUGCAGAGAACGCGGCGAUCGAGCGUGGUAUCGAUCCUGAGCAAUGGACCAUGGUGAACAUUGAGAAGAUGAAGGGACAAUUGAAGAGUAUGAACACAAGCUUUGAUUGGGAGAAUGAAAUAUCAACGUGUUUUCCUUCCUUCUACAAGCAUACCCAGAAGCUGUUCUUAAUGCUUUACCAAAAAGGACUUGCAUAUCAAGCUGAAGCUGUUGUGAAUUAUGAUCCUGUUGACAAAACAGUGCUGGCUAACGAGCAGGUGGACAACAGCGGCCGGUCCUGGCGUUCUGGGGCUGUUGUUGAGCAGCGCAUGCUCAAACAAUGGUUCUUCCGCAUUACUGCCUUUCAGGAUGCACUGCUCGAUGACCUGGACGUGCUUGCAACAGGCAACCGAUGGCCUGAACGUGUCAUUCAACAACAGCGACACUGGAUUGGACGAUCCAAGGGCGCUACUAUCCAGUUCGAGCUCGUGCUACAAGAUGACAAGAAAGCGCCGGUCAACGUUUUCACCACACGGCCUGAUACUCUAUUCGGCGUUGACUACAUUGCUUUGUCACUGUCUCAUCCUGUCGUCCGCGACCUGGCAUUGUCGAACAAGGAACUAGCAGCUUUUAUAGCAAACAAGGCCAGCUUCAGCCCCGACUCGAAGGAGGGCUUCAAACUUCCAAUACAGGCUACAAAUCCUGCUUCUAUGCUCGACCCUGGCUAUUCCAAGCCCUUGCCAGUCUUCGCAGCUCCUUACGUUCUUGACAACUAUGGAGAAGGAGCAGUCAUGGGUGUGCCGGCCCACGAUGCUCGCGACUUCGCUUUCUGGCGACUACAAAUGCCAGACGAACCAUCUACAGUUGUGGUCAAACCUCAAGAUGCUCAUGAAGAGGGCUCAGACUUGAUCGAGGCAUAUACUGGUGAUGGCGAACUCACUUCUGCCUGUGGGCCAUAUGCGGGCAUGCAGAAUCGCAAGGCGAGCUGGAAGAUUAUCAAAGCUCUUCGUAAGCACGGUUGUGGUAAUCAGGCUCAGACGUGGCGACUUCGAGACUGGCUGAUUAGCAGGCAAAGAUACUGGGGAACUCCGAUACCUAUUAUCCAUUGUGGAUCAUGUGGUGCAGUCCCAGUCCCAGACGACCAGCUGCCGGUACAGCUACCAGCUCUGGGAGGAAAUCCACAAGGUCGCAAAGGAAAUCCUCUCGACAACAUUGAGUCCUUCGUCAACACAAAUUGCCCAAGCUGUGGGAAACCCGCGAAAAGGGAGACUGAUACUAUGGACACUUUCGUUGACUCGUCAUGGUACUAUGCCCGCUUCCUAGAUGCUCAAAACCAGAACGAAUUGUUCUCGAAAGAAUCCGCUACCAAUAUGCUACCAGUCGAUAUGUACAUUGGUGGUGUCGAACAUGCUAUCCUUCAUCUACUCUACGCACGCUUCAUCUUCAAGUUCCUGUGUCAGGAAGGCCUCAUCGCAAGCACUUCUGAACCCUUGAGCAAAGAACCCUUUCAACAACUAAUAGCUCAAGGUAUGGUUCAUGGGAAGACCUUCAGUGAUCCUAACACCGGUCGCUUUCUUAAACCCGAGGAGAUAGUCGUUCAAGAAGACGGAAAAUCGUCAUUAGUAAAAGCAACUGGUGAGGAAGCAGCCAUAACAUGGGAGAAGAUGUCAAAGUCCAAGCACAACGGAGUUGACCCUAUGACUUGCUUCCAAAAAUAUGGCGCCGACAUCACAAGGGCGCACAUGCUCUUCGCUGCACCUCUUAGCGAGGUCCUGCAAUGGGACGAAGAGAAGAUAGUCGGCAUUCAGAGAUGGAUGUAUCGCAUCAGCCGACUGCUAGACGACUACCUUUCUUCACAACCUCGCCAAACCACCACAACCCAGCAGAACGUCACACGAGAUAUAACGACACUCCCUGAACCCUCAGCAAACAUCCUCCUCCACACCUCCGCAACCCUCCGCACCAUAAUCCACACAAUCACCCAAAACAUCUACAACAUCAACACCGUCGUCUCCGAUCUCAUCAAAUUAACCAACGCCCUCCAUGACGUCAAAAUCACCAACCUCGAGCCAUGGGUUGCACAAGAAGUCCUACUGACCUUCGUCAAGAUGCUCGCACCUAUAUGUCCUGCUUUUGCCGAGCAAUGCUGGGAAGAUCUACACAAAGACACUUCUACUACUACAGCACCAUCGACUCCUUCCAGUAUCUUCACUCACUCCUGGCCAGAAACCCUCCUCACGCAAGAAGAAGAAGACAUCCUCAAAUCACGCAAGAACACAAUCACAUGCGCUGUGCAGAUCAACGGGAAACUAAAAUUCACGAUGCAGGUCCCUGCGCCGCCGGUCCAGGAUAAGAAAGUCAUGAAGAGCGAGGAGCAUGAGGAGAGAGUGGUUGGGGCUAUACUGGAUACAGAGCAGGGGAAACUCUGGCUGAAGUUACGGAACGAUUGGGAAAAGAGGAAGAGAGUUGUUGUUGUUGGGGGUGGGAAGGUUGUUAAUGUUGUGUUUUGA
Messenger RNA from Lithohypha guttulata, 2820 nucleotides. RefSeq lists its product as uncharacterized. The record is from RefSeq and is a predicted model, not a curated record. Gene Ontology annotation, biological process: mitochondrial translation; leucyl-tRNA aminoacylation. The transcript is spliced from 2 exons. Gene Ontology annotation, molecular function: leucine-tRNA ligase activity; ATP binding; aminoacyl-tRNA deacylase activity. Gene Ontology annotation, cellular component: mitochondrion. Bases 1 to 2820 code for a protein of 939 amino acids. Lineage: Eukaryota; Fungi; Ascomycota; Eurotiomycetes; Chaetothyriales; Trichomeriaceae.